AUGAAUACUACUGCUACAUCUGCAGCACCGCUAAGUAGAAGGCGCAAAUCACGCUCUUCCCUAGCUUGCUUGCCCUGUCGAUCACGGCACCUAAAAUGUGAUGGAGUUCGGCCAUACUGCAGCCGGUGUAUCGUAGCCGCCCAGCAAUGCCAAUACGCUCAGUCGCGAAGAGGCGGCCUGGACCGCGCCGCUCUAGCUGAGCGACGCAAAAGGCUCGAGGCCACGGGGUCGACUCAGGCUGAAUCUGGAUCGGCCGACAUCUUGAGGCCACUGCAAUCCUCUUGGGCUCUUCCCAGGGAUCGGGAAGCCCCUCUGCAACCACCGCUGCCGCUGUCUGGCGUCGUUGGAGCAGACAUCACCAACGACUAUGAAACAGACGCAGGAUCAUCAACAAGCUCGCCCCGAGGAGGCAUUGACGACGACAUUGAAGGGGAUUCUCUGAUCGCUUCGUACUACCAGAACUUUCACAAAUUCCACCCACUCGUAUUGCCACAGAAGCACUUGAUACGAAUCCACCGGACACCGACCAUAAAGUUGAAUUUGAGACCUCUCCUUGCCGUACUUCGCCUCAUUGGUCACAUUUACAGCGCCCGAGAAUGGUCGACAAGCCUCAGAGAUCAUGUCGAAGCUCGCUUCGCGGAGGCUUCGCAUGCAGACCCAAUCAUGGUCCAAUGUCGAACAUUGUAUUCCAUAGCGUUAUUCUGGAACACUUACAAGGACGAAUCCAAGAAGGAAAUGGACGCCGCUGUUCGACUGGCACUUGAUCUACAAAUGUUUCGGCGGGACUUUGCCGCCAAGCAGGGCUCGCAAGACGCCGUAUUGACCGAGUGCUGGAGACGGACGUGGUGGACGCUGUACAUGAUCGAUGCCUUUUACGCAGGAACCCUUGGAACCAUGAAUUUCGCUACUAUAGACAUCGUCUCCACUGUCGACUUGCCAAGCGAGGAGUGGGAGUAUGAAGAAGGGCAAAUCCCUGAACCGAAGACGCUGCAAGAUUUCGAUUGUCGCGACCUAGCUCCAGAAUCGACGUCGUUCUCGUCCUUUGCCUAUCUCAUUGGUGCCGUACGAUGUUCCGCACUGGCAAUAUCUACAGCACCAAAGGUUGCGACGAGCGAAUGCUCACAACAAAUUCUCCAGGCAGCCGAUGCGGUCAUCAAUGGAUGGCUUCUUCUAUUGCCCAAGGGCCGGAAACAGGUCAUGAGCAAAACUGGGGAGUUGGACGAACUCAUGUUUCAAGCACACCUCUUGAUCCACGUCGCAACUAUCGGCCUCCACAGACCAUUAUCAGAUCUCAAGUUCAACCCGAUAGAAUGGAUUUCGAGUUGUGCCCGAGCUCCACCCCGCGAAACACCCACGCCAGAACUCAUCAAUGUGCAUACGGUGCGAGUCUUGAAGUCGAUAGAAGCACAGAUCCGCCUUUUGGCGUUACCGACGACGGAGCAGUUCCACCACAGUCCUUUUACCACCUGCAUGGUCAGCGAAGGAACCUUGGCGCUACUCUCGGGAUGCAAGUUCCUGUUCAAAGGAAAAGAACUCGCCGUCGCCAGGGACCAGAUUCGUAUGACUAUUGGGUGUCUCAAGGUGCUGGGUGAGGUGUGGCCCAGGACGGCAAAGAAUGUACAGGAGAUCCAGACCAUCGCUCGACACGUUCUUGGGCUGGGGAACCCUGGGGCGACCGAGCCAGACAACAGUGUACGCGGGCCCAGCGAAGUUCCAAGUCUUUCAUCAAACGACCAGGGCCAAACGACGAAUGAGGGACCCGAUGAUGAAGAUCCUUCGCCCAACAACGAUAUCGAUAUAUUUCCUUCCUUGGGUUCUAUGGAGGAUCUUUGUGGGUGGUUUAAUAAUAAUCCGAGCGAGUUCGCUCAAGACCCUUCUUGGUGGACAGAGACCGCCCUUUCUUGA
Molecule: messenger RNA, 1905 nt
Organism: Exophiala spinifera
Lineage: Eukaryota; Fungi; Ascomycota; Eurotiomycetes; Chaetothyriales; Herpotrichiellaceae
Exons: 3
Coding region: 1-1905 (634 amino acids)
Biological process (GO): DNA-templated transcription; regulation of DNA-templated transcription
Molecular function (GO): DNA binding; zinc ion binding; DNA-binding transcription factor activity, RNA polymerase II-specific
Source: RefSeq, a predicted model, not a curated record